This is a messenger RNA of Erigeron canadensis, 1075 nucleotides long. Its product is annotated as ethylene-responsive transcription factor 5-like. NCBI's taxonomy places the organism in Eukaryota, Viridiplantae, Streptophyta, Magnoliopsida, Asterales, Asteraceae. Gene Ontology annotation, molecular function: DNA binding; DNA-binding transcription factor activity. Gene Ontology annotation, biological process: regulation of DNA-templated transcription; ethylene-activated signaling pathway. The transcript has a single exon. The record is from RefSeq and is a predicted model, not a curated record. The coding region runs from base 57 to 920 and encodes 287 amino acids.
UAUAUAAAGAAUCCCUAGCUAUUUCUAGGCUAAUAAACCAGAACUUGAUAUUGAAAAUGUCAGAAAGCCUCUCAGAUUCUGAUUCUGCCAUGCUUGAAUUUGUUCGACAAUACCUUCUUGAUGAUCCAGCUGAUAUCUCGAGUCCUUUUCCGGAUCAUGAUCAGACAAAUACGCCCUCUUCUAACGAGCCACAUUAUUACAGCCGUAGUUCAAGCUUCACGAGUCCUUUUUCAUUCGACCAAUCCAACGAACCACCGUUCUAUAUCGAUUCAUUUGUUGAUUCACUUUCUCCUAUUAUAAGUCCUUGUAAUUCUGAAGUGUCUAGCCCAAGAAAUAACAUCAUCAAUAAUACUACUACCUUUUUUAGUGAUAGCUCACUAAUGUGUUCAUUCAGUAGUGAGUUGACUCAUCCGAGCCCUAGCCCAGCCUACACUACUCAAUCCCAAUCCUCACUAGAUAUUAAUAUUACUUCAAACAAUGUCUUUCAAAUUACGAAUUGGGAUGGUGGACCAUCACUUCUUCAUAGUCCAAGUUCACCCAUUAUGACAACAGAGGAAACACAGUUUAAAGUCGAUUUUUCACUUGGAAAAGUCGAAAAGAUGAAGAAAAAAGAUCAAAUUAGAAAUAAAGAUUGGAAACGGUUUAGAGGUGUAAGACGUCGUCCAUGGGGGAAAUUUGCAGCUGAGAUAAAGAACCCGAAUAAGAAAGGUGCUCGGAUUUGGCUUGGAACGUAUUCCACGCCUGAAGAAGCUGCAUUGGCUUACGAUCAAGCGGCUUUCAAGAUUCGUGGUUCACGAGCCAUGGUUAACUUUCCGCAUUUGAUUGGGUCAAAUACAAUAAAACCUCUAUGCUCCUUGUCACAAGUAGCUUUGGAAUGUAAGUUAAAAAGUAAAGGCUUCAUACCCAAAAACGAACCGUAAUAACGUACCAAUCAUUUCCCUAUAUAUUGUACAACGUAUUCUGUUGUUGUUCAAAAACGAUAAGAACAUUGUAUGAUUAAUGAGAACCGCUCUGUACACCACCAGUUUUUUAGAUAUAUACCACUAAAUGUGUUUUAUAAUGUGGUACUAGUAAA